Molecule: messenger RNA, 1890 nt
Organism: Histoplasma mississippiense
Lineage: Eukaryota; Fungi; Ascomycota; Eurotiomycetes; Onygenales; Ajellomycetaceae
Exons: 6
Coding region: 1-1890 (629 amino acids)
Biological process (GO): proteolysis
Molecular function (GO): serine-type endopeptidase activity; tripeptidyl-peptidase activity
Source: RefSeq, a predicted model, not a curated record
AUGUCAGCAGGAUAUGGGGCCAAAAUGAAUACGACGAUGUAUGAAAUGAAGCUUAUUGCAACGCCGAUGGAUGUUUCCUCCAGCUGGUCGCGAAAAUCAUCUGUAUCCGCAAAUCGAGUUAUUAGGGUAUGCAUUGGACUCAAGCAACAUGGAUGGGAGACAUUCGAACAACAUCUUAUGGAGAUCUCUGAUCCAUCUCACCCACGAUAUGGGAAGCACCUCUCUUCAAAUGAAGUGAGCCUGUUGGUUAAAGCUGCUCCGGAAUCCUUAAACGCGGUAACCACGUGGCUUCAAGAAGUUAGUUCCUUUCCACCAAAUUUGACAUUUGCCACUUCUGGAGAUUUGGUAUCAUUUAAUGCGCCGAUUGAGGUGGUUGAACGACUGUUUAUGGCAAAGUAUGCGGAAUACCAACAUGAGGAUGGAUCAACCAUCAUACGGUCUUUGUCAUGGUCCGUGCCUGCCGAUCUAGUCAAUCACAUUGAUGUCGUCGAGCCCACCAAUUCGUUUUUCAAGCCACAUGGACAAUCUAGAUAUGGAGGUCCACCCCCACCAGAUUGGGAAAACGAGCAUCGGAUCCCAACUUACGAGGAACUGGUAGAAGAGGAUGUGUUAGAGCGAGGUCAUCUCGACAUCCCUCUAGCCCAUGAGUUAUCCCAGGCCCCCACAGUCAAAGAAGCAUGCAAUCGUCUGGCGAUUUCAAUCGUGUGUCUGAGUGUCAUUUAUGGAACAUGGGGUUAUCAGCAAAAGGCAUCCACCAAAAAUAGCAUCUCAUUGGUGAACUUCCUGGGGGAAGUCAACAACAGGUCUGACAUUGACCUAUUCCUGAGCCGUUAUAACCCAUCCGCUGCGGAAGCUAAUGCGGCGUACCAAUUUACUACGGAGAUUAUAGCUGGAGGGGAUACCCAGUCAAACCCUCAAUACGUCGGAGCAAAAUCGAGCCAACAAAGGCUCGAAGGCGCUUUGGACGCACAGACUAUCCUCGGUCUCAGUUGGCCAGUUCCGAUGACGACAUAUAACGUAGGUUCGAAGCCCCCUUUUCAGCCCAUCGAAGACCAUCAAGAAAAUACAAAUGAACCGUACCUGGCUUGGCUGCAGUAUAUGCAAAGCAAGGAGACUUUGCCUCACGUUAUCUCUAUUUCAUAUGCUGAUACCGAGCAAUCCGUGCCUCCAGAGUACGCGAGAAGGGUGUGUAAGGAGUUUGCAAAGCUCGGUGCUCGCGGUGUCUCCAUCAUUGUUGCUAGUGGGGACUGGGGAGUAGGGAAAAAUGAACGGUGCGUCCUGGAUAACGGUAGAGGCAAGCAACGGCGUUUUGCACCAUCUUUCCCGGCUAGCUGCCCAUAUGUAACUAGCGUCGGAGCCACGCGGCUCGUGGGUUCCGAGAUCGUAGGAUUCGAUGGUCGCGGAGAUUUUGCAAGUGGUGGUGGUUUUAGUGAACUCUUCUCAAGGCCACGAUAUCAAACCCAGGCAGUUGAGAAUUACCUGGACACUCUUGGAAAUGAGCAUCAAGGGCUUUUCAAUCGGAAAGGCCGUGGAUACCCUGAUGUUGCCGCACUGGGUUAUCACUUCUCGGUGCUUUGGAAUGGUCAAGCCCAUCUCCAGGAUGGAACCAGUGCUUCAGCUCCAACAGUUGCUGCCAUAAUCGCACUCGUCAAUGAUGCUUUACUUGACAAAGGGCACCCGCCACUAGGUUUCUUGAAUCCGUGGCUCUAUUCCGAUGCCCGUGAUGCAUUUACUGACAUCACCUGGGGAUCCAAUAGGGGGUGCAACACAAGUGGGUUCCCAGCCUUGACGGGAUGGGAUCCAGCAACAGGACUUGGUACUCCAUGGUUCCCUAAGCUGAAAGAUUUGGCGACAAAAGCAAGGUUUCGUGCAGAUAAGCCAUGUCAAUGA